GAGAACAUACCACCACAAGAUGCCGAAAUAAGUCAUCGAAAUCCCCUGAAACAAACUAACAAAACUAAACGGUCGUGCCCAUUUGGAAGAGUCCCAGUUAACCUGCUAAAUAGCCCAGAUUGUCAUGUGAAGACAGAUGGUUCUGCUGUGCCAACUUUUACAAAAAGGUUGGCAGCUGUGGUCAUCUUCGGAUCCCUUCUGCAGUUCCAUGUCAACUCUCGGACUAUCUUCGCUAGCCACGGCAACUUCUUCAACAUAAAGUUUGUGAAUUCCGCAUGGGGCUGGACCUGCACCUUCCUGGGGGGCUUUGUGUUGCUGGUGGUGUUCCUGGCUACACGGCGCGUGGCAGUGACCGCCAGACACCUGAGCCGACUGGUGGUGGGGGCAGUGUGGCGAGGGGCCGGCCAGGCCUUCUUCCUCAUUGAGGACCUGACUGGUUCUUGCUUUGAGCCUCUACCCCAGGGCCUGCUGCUCCAUGAGCUGCCUGACCGCCGCAGCUGUCUGGCUGCUGGCCACCAGUGGCGGGGCUACACAGUCUCCUCCCACACCUUCCUGCUCACCUUCUGCUGCCUGCUCAUGGCCGAAGAAGCAGCAGUGUUCGCCAAGUACCUGGCCCAUGGGCUGCCGGCUGGCACACCCCUGCGCCUUGUCUUCCUGCUCAAUGUGCUGCUGCUGGGCCUCUGGAACUUCUUGCUGCUCUGUACUGUCGUCUGUUUCCACCAGUACACUCACAAGGUGGUGGGUGCUGCAGUGGGCACCUUUGCUUGGUUCCUCACCUAUGGCAGCUGGUAUCAUCAGCCCUGGUCACCAGGGAGCCCAGGUCAUGGGCUCUUCCCCCACCCCCACUCCAGCCGCAAGCAUAACUGAAAGAAAUAAAGGCACAUCAGGCCUGGCUCUGGCUCCUGUCAUCAUUUAUUUGGGGCCUGGAAAGAGUGGGUAGGGUAAGAAUAAGGUCUAGUGCCGGGCCACAGUGGUUCACCUCUGUAAUCCUACCUACUCAGGAGGCAGAGACCAGGAGGACUGUGGUUUGAAGCCAGCCUAGGCAAAUAGUUCUCCAGACCUUAUUGAAAA
Castor canadensis (American beaver) is the source of this 1071-nucleotide messenger RNA. Lineage: Eukaryota; Metazoa; Chordata; Mammalia; Rodentia; Castoridae. The record is from RefSeq and is a predicted model, not a curated record.